Molecule: messenger RNA, 1518 nt
Organism: Penaeus indicus
Lineage: Eukaryota; Metazoa; Arthropoda; Malacostraca; Decapoda; Penaeidae
Product: sterol regulatory element-binding protein cleavage-activating protein-like
Exons: 4
Coding region: 325-1518 (397 amino acids)
Source: RefSeq, a predicted model, not a curated record
CUCAUCGCCAGUGGCCGAGUCGUAACAGAUGACAGGACUCGCGGGAACGUUUGGCAUUCUCUCGCCGGCCUCGUCCUCGUCACCAUCUUCGCUGUGGAUGACGUGGCUGUGGUAGGCGACGCAGUGCGAGUGUCGCCGAGGCAAAGAAAGUGGGUGGUUCGCACGGUGUACCGUUGCCGUCAUGUAGCCGACGUCUGAACCGCGAGGGAAGCGGAUUUCUUGCAAGGAAUGUAGUGGAGACAGUGUCAUCGCUGUGGGAAAGACAGUGGCAUCGAGUGCGAGUGUCGUCUUGUGUCGAACCGUGUUUGUGUGUGUUGUGUUGUGAUGGUGGGAGGCGAGGAUCCCGCGCACCGCUACUGCGACUGCUGCUCCGACGCGGGCGAGGACAAUCAGCUCCUGGAGCCUCCUUUGCUGAGGGGCCUCUCGCCCGCGCCCUGGCUCACCCCGGACGGCUCGACGCCCCGGGGCCGCUCGCCGCUGCCCUGGCUCACGCCGGACUCCUCCCCCGCGUCGUCCCGCAGCUCCGACGCCCCGCCGUUACCCCCGAGACCCAUCCCGAGGUCGCCCGUCAGGAGCAGUCCCCUGGCCCUACGGGACGCCCUCUACUCGGUGCGGCUGCCACUGCCCGCCCACCAGCCGUCGCCGUGCCAUUGCGACGGCUGCACGCCCUCUCAGCAGGAUGAGGACUCCAUCUACGAGGAGGUGGGCUUCCAGUAUUACUCGAACCCGGGCGUGGCGGGCGUCGCGGGCGACCUUGCUACCGUGGGUCUAGAGAAGCCCCCUAGCCAGUGCCAAUGGAAGCGCGGCUCCUUGGGCGGCCCGCCGGACGACAGGGCGACGUGCGGGCUCCUGGGCACCAGCGCGGUCGUGUUCCCCGACGCCGUGUUCCCCCUCAAGGCGAAGCCUCCGUCCACGAGCUCCUCGGGCGUGGGCGGCGUGCUGCGCUCGCUGGGCGUGUGUGGCCGGACAGCCUCGCACUCCACCGUGGUCGAGACAGUAUCCACCUGCACGCUGGAUGACCUGGGCUCCGGCCAGAGUGCGUACGGUAGUGGCACCUAUGGCAGUGGCACCUAUGGCAGUGGCACUUACGUCAGUGACACUUACGGCAGGGGCACCUACGGCCGUGGCACCAACGGCACCGACGCAUUCGUCAAAAGUAACAAGCCGCCGUCACACACUCGGCGGAAGGUAAGUUUGGCACCGCCGCAAUCCAUGCCCGUCCCGUGUGAGCAUGACGGUCCCAUGACAAGUUCAUGGGAACCAAUUCGAACUCAAAAUACAGGGCAAAACCAAACCAAAAAACGGCGAGGCCACUGCAGUAACAAUGAUAAGAAAUACCCGACAACCACAGUAUGUCAAGGGCCUCAGACCGAACGGGUCGGGUCGAAGGGAAGGGAAGUCUUCGAAUGCUUGGCGGAAACUCAAAGAGCUGGGGUUGAAGGCCCCGAAUUACGGGAUCACUCCGCGCCGCGCCGGAGUCGACCGACCUCGGGUGAGUCGAGGUUUCAGACAGCAUGA